ACCCUGCAUAUGGUGGUGAUGAGGCAGUGUCUGAAAUGUGAAACUUGAUUAGGCAAAAUGGAUGAAUGGAGAAGAAAAAACACCGGCUUUGGCUCCAAAGAGAUUCAUCAAUCAUCAGAUACAUCAAAUGCUGUCCUUAGUCUUCUGAAAACCUACGGAUGCUCCGAAAGCCAGUUCUCUGUCUUGCCAAGAGAUGGAAACCACCAUAAAAGUGGCACCUUUACUGUGUCUUACCUCAUUAACUCAUGUGGGGUGUCCCCAAAACUGGCAAGGGAACUCUCCAACAGGGUCAAUUUGAAAAACCCUGAUGGCCCAAAUGCUGUUCUUGAUCUUCUCAAGAAUUAUGGGUUCUGCAAAACAAAACUUGCAAAACUUGUUGGGAGACAUCCUUUAGUGCUUGUUGCAGAUGCAGAGAAUACCCUUUUGCCUAAACUCAAGUUCUUUCGUUUUAUUGGGGUCUCCGACGCUGGCAUGCCUAAAAUCCUGAUUGCUAAUAGUUCUAUCUUGAAGAGGAACUUGGAAAAAUGCCUCAUCCCACGUUAUGAGAUCCUAAAGAGUGUACUUUGUGAUGAUCGGGAAGUUGUUAGAGCUUUGAGAAAUUCCCCUCUUGGUUUUAUAUAUGGUGACUUAGUGAAUGCCUUGGUUCCAAACAUUAAAAUUUUGAAGCAAUGUGGUGUGGCUCAGGCAUCCAUAUCAUUACUAAUAACCAUUGCUCUGUCUGCAGCGUAUGUGAAGCAUUCCAGAUUUGUGGAAGCAGUCAAAACAGUUAAGGAAAUUGGGUUUAGUCCUUUGAAAAAUAAUUUUGUCGUGGCUAUUUCUGUGCUUGUAACUAUGAGGAAAUCAGUCUGGGAUUCAAGGUUUGAGGUUUACCAGAGGUGGGGCUGGAACCAUGAAAUGUCUCUUCGAGCAUUUAGAAAGUUUCCUGGUUUUAUGAUAUUUUCAGGGGAGACUUUUACCAAGAAAAUGAGUUUCCUGGUGAAGGAUAUGGGUUGGCCAUCAGAAGCUAUUGCUGAAUAUCCUCAAGUUGUAGCGUACAGCUUGGAGAAGAGAAUUAUCCCUAGAUUCUCAGUAAUCAAAAUCUUGAAAUCAAAAGGUGUGCUAACAUGUACAUUAGUUCCAUUAUUUGCAUAACCGAGGAAAAGUUUUUGGAGAAAUUUGUCGUCAAUUUUCAGAAUGUUUUGCCUUUCUUACCAGAUGUUUACAGAGGUGUGAUCAAUCCUUCAAAUGUAUUGUAGUCUUUGAAUGUUUUUAUGGAUAUGGUUCUAAGUUCCAACUUUUUUUUAUUUCAAUACUAAAUUGAAGCUUGAGUUUAGCCUUCUUUCA
Molecule: messenger RNA, 1323 nt
Organism: Glycine soja
Lineage: Eukaryota; Viridiplantae; Streptophyta; Magnoliopsida; Fabales; Fabaceae
Exons: 3
Coding region: 58-1131 (357 amino acids)
Biological process (GO): regulation of DNA-templated transcription; chloroplast organization
Cellular component (GO): chloroplast
Molecular function (GO): double-stranded DNA binding
Source: RefSeq, a predicted model, not a curated record